AUUGACGUUGGAGGGGUGAACUGUUUGUAAAAUACAACACUACGUCGUAUGUUUGCGUGAUAAUUUAUCUUAAUUACAUUUCAUUCGAUUUCUUCACGGAGGAUAUUGUUUUCUUGGUAUGAGGAAAAAUAGAGGUAAGCAACAGCACUGUGGCAAGUUGAUUUCGCGCCUGAGGCGAUAUCCAAAAUACGCCACCCUUUAUAUAUUGAUCGGAAACGCUGAACUUGUAUGUUCAUAAAUUUAUGGAAAUAACGAUAAAGCCGGAUGUUGAAAUCCUCGAUAUUCCUGCUGUACCAGGACUAGUCGCGGCUUUGAUGGUGUGAAUUUUGCACCGAUGCCCACCCAAGAUUCCUUCUUAUUUACUGAGGUUCGAUUACAUCGAUUAUGAAUCUAUUUACAAUUAGACAAAAAGUUAUCGUAUUUCCCCUCAAAUAUUACAAUUGGAGAGUCGCUGAGUAUUGAUUCACUCUUUCUUUGCGUACCUAUAGCAACAAUACUUCUCGGUUGAACGAUGAUGCGAUCGACGGAGGUAAGAUUCGAUAUUUUUUUUCGAAGUAUAAGGGAUCGGAAUAAAAUUAACACAGAUGCGGUUGCACACAGAAGUCAAAGUACUUAGUACUCGGGUUACCAGAGACUAAAAUAUACUAAUUCAGUUAUGACAAGCACGAGGAACUUGCGUUAAUUAGCGCGGGCUUUGUCGGAGUGCAUAAAUUUUCAGCUCCCUCGAGAGACUCGAGUAUAUACGAUCAUGGAGUAUUUUUUUGUAUAUCUUGCAUUGCUAGCCAAGUCUUGCGAGAUAUUCACCGUCGUUAAAUGUUUGGAGUCAGUGAAAGAGCGAGAAAAACGGUAUUUAGUUUAUCCACCACCUGGGGUUGGUAACGCCCCUACAAAAGUGCAGCUUAUUAUUGGUCUUGGAUUACCCAUGGAGGGUGGACUGAUCGUUGGUUACGUCGUCAAACAUAAUUAUAACUUGCCGUACAACGCGACGUUUUACACGGAUCCGUAUGUGCGCUACGAACGAUCGCUCGGCGAGGAAAGAUUUAAAAAAAAACAUCAAGGAAGUAUAACACGUUGGGAAACUUAUAAAAUGUUCGAGUCAGGCUUCGGUAUUUUCGGAAGUGGAAAGUCUUGUUUGUUGAGAGCGAUUUGUGAAGCAGCCGGGUCGCAAUUCAACGAGAAUCAUGGACUUCUGGGUGAACUUUUGCACGUUUUUUUCACGCCAUCGACAACCGACGAAGAGUUUUUGGAGAACGAGGAUCAAGAGUAUAUUGCGGCCGAAUCACUUGGAAGGAAAUCUCCACAGACAUGCAAAAAGUUUUCAUCAGAUUGCGAGACUAGUCCACUUGAAUAUUUCACAGAGACGGAAAACUGAUACGGACGGAUACAAUGUCUGACGGUUAUUUUCGUCGAGACCAUUAAUGUUUAGGUGGUUGUUUUCACCGAUAUUCGCCGCCUCUCUUUCGUACGAUGGAGACCGAUUGUGAAUUAUGACGAAGAAAUAAAAUCUGUAUCACCGUUA
Molecule: messenger RNA, 1519 nt
Organism: Athalia rosae (coleseed sawfly)
Lineage: Eukaryota; Metazoa; Arthropoda; Insecta; Hymenoptera; Athaliidae
Exons: 4
Coding region: 749-1372 (207 amino acids)
Source: RefSeq, a predicted model, not a curated record